AUGGCUGGAGCUAAUAAUGCUGAACAACAGAGAAUGAUUGACAGAAUUAAAUGCAUCACUUUUUGUGAAGCUCGUGAUGUCGCUACUAUUAAUUGUGACCAUGCGAACCAAAACAACUGUCGAGAAACAACUGAAUGGUCAACAAACGGAAUUCCUAUUGUUGGUUCCGACAAAAAAUUCGGAUACGAUGCAUUUCAUUUGGGCUCACCUUUCGGCUUAUUCGUUGAUGAUGAACGCGGCAAUAUUUAUGUGGCUGAUACUCAUAAUCAUCGAGUUCAGAAGUUCAAUCUUAAAGCCAUUGGUAGUGGUGGAAUCACUGUCGCCGGUGGAAAUGGAGCUGGCAAUGGUUCGAAUCAAUUAAAUAUGCCUUGGGUCGUUUAUGUCGAUAAAAAUGAAAAUGUAUACGUAGGAGAUACCGAUAAUUCUCGUAUUCAAAUGUGGGCAAAAGGUGCGACUAGUGGCGUAACAGUGGCUGGAGGACGUGGAAAAGGCAAAAAUCUUAAUCAAAUUGGUGCUUGUCAAGGUAUUUUUGUUCAUGAAGAAACGAACACAUUGUUCAUAUCGGAUUUUUACAAUGAUCGUAUUGUCAAAUGGAUUCCUGAGAAAGAUGAAGGUGUCAUCGUAGCAGGCACUGAAGUUGGUGGGUCGAGCGCAAAUCAGCUGAGUGGACCACGUGGAAUCUUUAUUGACCAAUGUGAGACAAUCUACAUCGCAGAUUUAUGGAAUAGCCGAAUACAAAAGUGGGAGAAAGGCGCCACCGAAGGUAUUACUGUGGCAGGCGGUAAUGGAAAAGGUUCAGCUACUAAUCAACUAUAUGAUCCUUGGGAUGUCGAAGUCGAUCAGUAUGGCAACGUUUAUGUAGCCGAUACAAGCAACAAUCGAAUUAUGAAAUGGGCUCCAGGUGCAACAAGUGUGAUAAAUAGUACCACUACAAGUACGAUUCCAAUUACAACUGCAAGUGCAGCUAUAAUUUUAACUACAAGUGCAGCUAUAAUUUCAACGACAAGUGCAACCACUAUCCAACAACUAGUGAUUCCCAAUAUUCCAGUUAAUGCUCGAUGGGCACAACAAGGUGUUACUGUUGCUGGGGGCCAUCAGUCUGGCAAUGCCACCAAUCAAUUCUUCUAUCCCAAGGGUCUCUUCAUUGAUGAUGAUGAUCAAACGAUGAUUAUCGCUGACACAUUGAAUCAUCGUAUCAUCCAAUGGAAGACGGGUGAUGUAAAUGGACAAGUGGCAGCUGGUGGUCAUGGCAGAGGAAAUCGAUUGGAUCAAUUGAGUUGGCCUAUUGCUGUGGUGAUCGACAAAGAUACGGAUAGUAUCAUUAUUUGCGAUGACAACAAUCAACGAGUCGUACGAUGGUCUCGCCGUAAUUACACAAGUCAAGGAGAAAUCCUCCUCGACAACAUCAAUUGUUUCGGAUUGGCCAUGGAUAAUCAAAAAUAUGUUUACAUUUCUGACACUAGAAACCAUGAAGUAAGACGAUAUAGAAUAGGAGACAAGAAUGGAACUCUUGUGGCCGGUGGCCAUGGCGAAGGUAACGGUCUCAAUCAAUUCAAUGGUCCGACGUACAUCUUUAUUGACCAACAACAUACUGUCUACGUGACGGACAGAAACAAUCAUCGUGUAAUGAAGUGGGAUAAAUAUGCAACAGAAGGAAUUGUCGUCGCCGGGGGUCAAGGCAAAGUAAAUGCCUUGACACAAUUGUCAUUUCCUUACCAACUGUUUGUUGAUACGUUGGGUACUCUCUAUGUGGCAGACUCGGCGAAUCAUCGAGUGAUGCGUUGGUUCAAAGAUGCGAAACAGGGUACUGUUAUUGCGGGUGGAAAUGGUCCAGGAGAAAGAGUCCAUCAGUUGCACUACCCCUAUGGUUUGUUCUUUGAUCGACAUGGUAAUCUAUAUGUCACUGAUAGUGAAAAUCAUCGAAUUCAACGUUUUUCUAUUGCAUAG
Molecule: messenger RNA, 1947 nt
Organism: Rotaria sp. Silwood1
Lineage: Eukaryota; Metazoa; Rotifera; Eurotatoria; Philodinida; Philodinidae
Source: the annotation of a GenBank genome assembly